GGAGGAGGUACCAGCUGUGACUGUUUCUUUCGAAUCUGAAUUUUCCUUGUGAAACACAUCUAAACUAUCUCUCUUCUUACGUGAAAACUGUCGAUGAAACCAUGUUUCAUAUACUGUCACUGUAAUGUAAGGACUGAACUAAACUCCAAGUGGAUUCCUACUUUUUAGAAUUUUGUUUCUUUUAAUCUUCCGUUUCCUAUCGUUAUCAGUAUGUUUUAGAAGAAAGGUAAUCCGUAAUUUAAGAAUUGUUUCGAGUUCCAGUGACUGAAGCAAAUGGAAGAAAGAUAGGUCAAAUAUUGCUGGUUUUCUUUCUUUUUUUUCUUUUAUUUAUGGGUGAUGUGAAAUGGUUUCUGUGAUGGAUAGAGUGAAUUCAAGCAGACAGAACUACUCCGUUGAACGUCUUGUUCGAGUUGGAUAUUAUAAACUUGAACAGACAAUUGGCAAAGGAAACUAUGCUGUAGUCAAACUGGCAACCCAUGUUGUGACUAACACUAAGGUCGCAAUAAAAAUAAUAGAUAAAUCCAAGUUAGACGAGGACAAUCUCAAGAAAAUCUUCAGGGAAAUACAGAUCCUGAUGAAGCUACGACACCCUCAUAUCAUAAGACUGUACCAGGUAAUGGAGACUGAUAGGAUGAUCUAUUUAGUGACUGAAUAUGCUGCAGGAGGAGAAAUAUUCGAUUAUCUUGUAAAAAAUGAACGAUUAAGUGAAGAGCAGGCAUGUAGAAUCUUCCACCAGAUAGUGGCCGCAGUUAGCUAUUGUCAUUCUCGAAACGUUGUCCAUCGAGAUCUAAAGGCAGAAAAUUUACUUCUUGAUGCGAAUAUGAAUAUAAAAUUAGCAGAUUUUGGCUUUAGUAACAACUUCGAAGCUGGUAAGAAACUGUGUACUUGUUGUGGAAGUCCACCAUAUGCUGCUCCAGAACUUUUCCAAGGUGUUCAAUAUGAUGGUCCAAAAGCUGAUAUAUGGAGCUUAGGAGUGGUGCUGUACGUCCUGGUGUGUGGUUCUCUUCCUUUCGAUGGGCAAACCUUAAUUGCAUUGAAGAAUAAAGUUAUUUCUGGGAAAUUCAGAGUGCCAUACUUCAUGAGUGCUGAAUGUGAACAACUCAUUAGGCAGAUGCUGUUAUUAGACCCUGAAAGGAGAUACUCUAUUAGACAAAUAAGGGCUCAUAAGUGGAUGGCUCAGGUACCAAUGGAUCCACUGUUAGAAGUUGCUGAGAACCCUACGAUUGAUUUAGAACUACCAGAAAUUAACCAGACAGUCGUAGAACACAUGCUCCAAUUGCCUGGAUUGAACAGGGAAAUGAUAAUAGAGGCAGUCCAGGGUAACCAUUUCGAUCACAUUAGUGCCAUUUAUCACCUAUUUGUCGACAAGCUGGAAGGUAGAAUAUCAUCAGUAUCGACUUCACCUGUUCCUACUGCUGGCAAUUCUUUAUUACCACAACAACAGACCAGAAGAGCGAGUAUUACGACUGGUGUUGUUGAGAGGCUAACUCCUGAGAUUGAAACAAUUCCAGCUGUUCAUCUUAUGCAGGAUCCAUUAAUUCUAGAAAAGUUUGGUGAAGCUGUAGAAGGAGAAGUAGAAGAAAGGCAGGAAGGCCAAAAUGGAGAUAAAUACCACAUGACAAUGAGGAGGCACACAGUUGGACCUGGUGAUCCAACUCAUGAACAGGUGUUGGAAGCUCAUUAUGAAUAUAUGAAACAAGGUGCAGGACAGCCACUCCAUAUAUUCCCUGACUCUAAUCUUCCUCAAAACUUGCCGCUUGUCCAAUAUCAGCCUCCCCAUAACUUCACUGUCAAGGAUCAACACCUGCUAAAACCGCCGCCCGUGAUGGGUGCCGUUGGUGGCUUCGGAAGGAGAGCAUCAGAUGGAGGGAGCCAUUUUCACAGUUACUCAAACAGAGCUGUUAGUGAACCUGGGAGCCAAGAAGAACUUCAACUAUUACAACCAGGAAGCCCUGGUUUAGCACAAAGAUCACAACCUAUAAGUGCCACUAAUCUUGAAAGUCCAGUGGAACAGCCUGUACCUAUGAUCAAUGAAGAACUAUCACCAGAUGUAUAUGCUGUGUCUAGAUAUAUGGAAACGAGGGGAUGUGUCAAGCGUCACACUGUAGCUACUGGUCCUGAAGAGGGCCAUAGACUUCAAACCGUGCCUCCUCAAGGAAGAACAAGAAGAUCUGGUUUACCAACUGUUACAGAAAGACCUCCAGAGAUUAGUCCAGAAGUACGGAGGGAAGUGGAGGCACGGAUGUCGCGAAGGUACCUGCCUCAGAUGAGUCCCCAGAGCCCCGCCCAGAAGAACAGACUUUGGAAGCACCACUUUUUACCACCUCUCCAGGAGACUCAAAGGCUACAACCAGGUGGAAGGGACAGCUUGAAAGAAAUAUCACAUCAUUUUCCUGGUGGUAGCGAACGAUAUUCUCCCGUAAGGCGUGCCAGUGAAGGUGCAAACCAUUUUUGUUCUGAGCAAUCUUCUGUUAGAGCACUUCAACUGGAACACCAACAGUUGAAGAAAACCAGUGUUAAUGUCAGCGACAGCUCUGAACUACAGUACCGUCACUGCAUUGAUCUCCAACAGAUGAGGGUUAGCCCGUCUCCUUCACCGCCUCAAGCUAUUAGUGGAGGUGUUUCUCCUCUUACCCCCUCAGGUUCUCCAAUUCAUUACUCUGGAGUUCGAUAUUGUGAUAACUCUGGAGGGUCGCUUUCUCAACACUUUCAAAGUCUUCAACUUCAGCAGUCUGACAUGCUUGUUCCUAGUCAUCCUACUGGUUCAAUAACUCAAGGUACAGCCAAUACUUUUCAAUUUACCAAUCAUAAUGGCGGUAACCCUGUGCCUUUAGACCUGAGAGUAACUCCAUCACCUCCUCUGACCAGGAUUCAGGAAGAAGACUGGACUGUUGAUAGACGAGUGAACCCGCUGAUUUCUGUGACUGAACCUGAAUCACCAACCAUUAGUUCUCCACACCCACUAUUAUCAACAGAAUCUGGAGGUCUUCAGAAAACUAUAUCUGGAUGUUUUCAAGUACCUUUAAGUGAGCCCUGUUCCCGGCUAGCAACCAAUGAAGUAGUCGCUCUAUUGGAACAGGCUGUCACUGCUGUUGCACCAUCAGAAUUCAGGUGUGUAGGUAGAGGAGAUGCUUUGUUGUUGGAGUCUCCAUCUGGCUUACAUGUGGAACUCGAAGUCGGACGACAAAGAUUGAAAUUGAGAAGAAUCUCUGGAGAUCAGAUGCAGUAUUCACAGCUCUGUCAUCACCUGAUUGCCUCAAUCUCUAGUUAACACAUUCAUUUUUAAAUUUUGCUAAAGCAGAAAUAUUCUACCACUGGAGGUGUUUUAUGAUAUCUCAGGAAUCGCUUUGGUAUUUUUGUCCAUUGUAUAUUUUUAGCUUAGUUCUAUUUACAUUGUUUUAUUAUAUGAGUAUCUUUUAUAAAAAAGUACUUUAAAAAUUGUGGCCUUUUAUUGUUUAAUAUUAAGCAUAAAGCUGUUAAGUUAGGUGUUUUCUGUUAUAAAGAGGCUGGGUAAGGGUAGAGAGUAUACUAUAAUCCAAGGAUAAACUAAAUCCAAAAAUACAUAAAUAUUUGCACAUAUUCAUUUUAAAAUAGUUGUCAGUUGAAAAAGGUUCAUUGGAGAUUAUAUUAAUUCUAAACCAAUAUUUUUUACAUUUUUUUUUUAGAUGAAAUAGGGUGUGAGGGUAUAUUUCUUUCUAUUCUAAAUGCAAGAUUGAGAAGUUAAACUUGUUAUAGUUAAUGAUACAUCUAUACAAACUAUUGCCUGCAGAAAGUUCUUCUGAUGGAUGUUACAUUUUAUUCAAUUCUUAUUUGAAAAUUAUAAAUAAUUUUUUUUUUAAUAUAUUGCGAGUACGUGGCACUUAAGAGUAACAUAUGAACUGAUGGAUAUAUUGUUCUGAAUUAAAAGACCUAAAAUUUUCAGGUUAAUUUCUUCAAUUACCUUUUAAAGUGCACUUAUUCUAGUCAAACAAAGUAAUGAAAAAUUUUGUUAAAAGGUUAUAUUCAUUUUUCUUUCCUUUUGUUUUCUAGUAUAAAAAGUGAUCUCAAUCAAGUCGGCUGUGAAGUGUUCUUUCAAAGAACAGUGCACUUGGGGAGGGGGGUGUUAACAGAAGAAAUUAUUUGGUCAGAUUGAUCAUUAGUUGACUCUGCAGCUUGUUUAACUUGGAUAUAUAUAUUUCACAAAGUUGUUAUUUCAUUUCCUAUUAAAGUUGCUAUUUUAACCCAGGACUAAAAUAAUUAAAAAAACAAAUAUUUUUUUUAUGUUUUUGCAUUUUAAAAUAUAUACUUUUUUCAUUUUUUAAUAGUUUGUGGAACAGUAUUAAUUUAAAAAAAAUAUAUUUCUAAAAAAUUUUUUAUGCAACAACAAACAAUGAAUCAAUUGGGCUUUUAAAAUAUAGUUUAACUUUUUGGUAAUUUAGUCAAUACUUUAGAAAAUAGCAGUUUUACAGAGUCAUUAUAAAAACGACAGAAUUGGAGUUCAAUCUGAAAUAAAAUACUAUAUUUGCAGUAAACAAUUAAGAUCAAUUUUAGUUUUUGUUAGCAGUUUUAAUAACAAGAUUAAUAUUUAAUCUCAAGACAUUGUACAUUGAUAAAUAACUUCAAUAAAACAAAAAAUCUACUUAAUAUAAGUUAAUACUCAAUUUAAAAUUUUUAGCCUUUAAAUUAACAAUUAACUUAAACUUUCUUAAUACAUGCUAAUUAAAUUAAAGUCAAACUAUUUGAAAAAUUACUUUACAACUGAUACUUAAAUGGUAUUUUUUAGAAAUUUUGUGUACUAUAAACUUCUGGAUAAAUAUUUCUAAACAUUAAUUUUGCAAUUUAAUAUAAAAAAAAUUGUUUAUAAAGCUGGUGAAAAUAAUUAUUUUCAUAGAAUAAAUAACCAUUUUUUUUCCUGAUUUUUAACUUUUUCAUUAAGUAACUAACUCAUUUGAUAAUCAUUUUACAAAUUAUUUGUUUUGUAUUUACUAAUUACAUAUUAUAUUGUAUUAUUAAAAUUUUAAUUGAGAACAAUUCCACUUUCUUUAUAUAAUUUAUAGAUUUUUAAUUGUUAUCUGAAAGAUUAUUUAUAUUAUCCAAUCCAAUCUGUUCAAUUGGAUUUUUAUCAAAAAAGUAAAUGAAUAAUUAUUUAAUCUAUGGUGGUAAUUAUUUUUCUAUUGUGUUUUCUUUCUUAUAACUACAAUCUGGUGACUAUAAGAUUGAAAUAAAUUCCAUAAAAAUUAUUAAUAUUUCUUCUGACUAUAGUAGUUAUGUCAGUUAAAUCUAUAGUUAAGAUGGAUAAAUAUAAAACAUUUAUCUAAUUUAUUUCCAUAUAUCCAUUGAUAUAUCAGGCAUGCCCAUUCACAUAAACAAACGUUUUAUGAGUGGUGGUAAAAAACACCAGAAAUUUGCAAAAGUGGCCCCUUGCAUGUUUAAAUAUGUAUUAUUGCCAGUGUUUUUUAAUAUUUUUUAUUUCAAAUUAUCUGUUAAUAUUCAUAUUCUCCGUUAAAAUGUUUUCUUAUUUUAUAAUGAAAAGAUAAGAUUAAAGUUAUCAUAAAAAAUGUGAAGAUUCCUAAGAAUGUUGUUUGAAUUUGAUUACAAAGGGUAUAUAGGAAUACAUUUGUUUUAUUUUGUACUCAAUCAUGCCAUAUUUUUACUUUAUAAGGAACUUCAGGAUUUAUUAAUCCAAUUGACUUAUAAAUUUUAUAGCAUUCUUUGUCGUUUUCCUGAUCGAUAUUUUUGCUUAGUGAUACUUGUUUAUUUUACUAUUAUAUAUUGUUUAAAUUAUUAUAAUUGUGCCAUAAUGUAAUGAUACAACUGAUCAUUUUAUAUAUUUAUUCUCUGUUAACUGCAAUGUGUGCGUAUACUGUUUUGUUACAUUCCAUGAAAUCGCUUAUAGCAAUAUUGCUUUAGAUAAUAUAUUGUAAAUAGUUAAAACCUCUUUAACAUCAAUUAUUAUAAAUAUACAUAUAUGUUUUUUGACGUACAGAAUAAAUGCAUAACUAGAUUUUAAAAAAUUGUAUGCUUGAUAUAUUUGCUGCAUAUUUAUAUCAGAAGUAUUUAAAAUGCACCUUAUAUAUUUUUAAAUAAGAUUAUAAUGUAAUUUGUUAAGUAUUAGUCUUUUAAAUUUAAAGCAACAAAGAACUUUUAUAUUGUCCAUUGGGUUAUUAUUUUAUUAUAAUGUUUACUUUUUGUUGAUAACUAAAAAAAAAAAAUAGUAUAAUAUUUGGCUUAGAUAUUGAUGAUUGAUUUAUCUUCCUUAAAAGUCUGAAGAAUAAUCAUUUGUCUUUUUUAGUUGAAUAAACAUUAUCAUUUUCAGAUCAAAAUAAUAAGUCACUGGACUAUUAUACAAUAUUGAAUAUUUCAUUCCAUGUAGUGUUAAGAUAUUCACUUAUACUGUUUGUUUUUGUUUUUUCUACGUAUUUUUUGUUUUUAUGAUAGUUAUUAGCGGAAGCCUUGUGUGCACAAAUUAACUUAAGUAAUUCUCUAUCGCUAAUAAUUUAUAUCUGUAACAGAACUGUUAAUUAUGUAUAUUACUAUAUUUGAGAACCAUGUACAUUGCUAUUGUGAAUAGUGUAUCAUAUGUAUUUCGAGGAAAUUUAGAGGCAAUAAUGUAUAUUUUUUUUAUGUUAAAUAAUUGUAGAAUUUUGUAUAAGACCUAGGUGUUUAGAACAUUUGAUGUAUAGUAUCUCUGUAGUUAUAAAAGAUAUAUAUAUAUAUAUAUAUAUGAACACAGGAUUUUCAUUGCAUAUGUUUAUUUAUAACAGUAAAAUGACAAUGGAUGAUUGUUGUUCCUUCAGAAACAGUGGUUUUGUAUUUUGACUUCCAUUAUAUGUAUAUGUAUGACAUCUAAUUGGAAUGAAAGUUGAAAUUUAAGGUGUUCCAUUUAUCUUUUUUUUUUUUUAAAUGAAGACUGAGACUGUUAUUUACCCAACUUUAUUGUAAAAGAGCAUAUUUUUUUUGUUUUUUAUUUGCUUUCAUGAUAUUUUCAAUGGUAUUAUUAACAAUUUGUAAAAAAACAAAAACAAAAAUAAAACAUAAGGAUUAUAGCAGAAUAAAAUCAUACUAUUGGAAAUAAUAUAAAUAAUUAGGUCUAUUUUAUUAAAUUUUUUCGUUAUCUUUAUGAUUUAAAAAAAUUCAGUUACUAUUUAGAUCUCGUAGUUAAUAAUAUUAAUUGUACCAUUCAUUGCUUCUGAAGUAGUAGAUUUAAGUUUUAAAAAAGUAAUAAUAAUUUAAAAAAAAAAGGUAUAAAUUAUAAAAAUUCCCUAUUCACUAUAAAAAAACGACUGUGAAAAUACUUUUAAUCCUAAGCAUAUUUUGAUUUUUAAUAAUAAAAUAUUGUUUGUAUAGUUUGACUGAGUUAUUAUAAACAACGAAUCAAUAGCUAUAUUAUUUUUAUUUUUGUUCUUUUAAAUUUUAUCCUUACAUAGUAUCUAAAGUGAAUUAAUGAAAUACAGUUUAUUGUUAGGAACCUCCUGUAACAUUUCACAUUUUCUGUAUUUUAUAUAGCUAAUUUUGAACUGUUUACAGAUAUUUUAUGAAAUAUAUUCUAAAAGUUUUAAUGAUAAUUAAGAAUUAUUCGUUGUGUUGAUCCAAAGUGGCCCAAAUAUAGAAUAUGAGUUAAAAAUCUUUUCAUCUUUUUUUUAAAUUUAAAAUUAAAUAAAAGUUGUUUGGUUAUGCGGACCAAAGAGAGAACACAGGACCAUGUUUUAAUAUAAAUUCUAGUUCUUUAUCAGGACUAUGUAAAAUAAGCUACAACCUUAAAAGUAGCAGAUUGUUAAUUAAUAUAGAUAUAGUAUAAAAUACGCAAGAGAAUAUUAAAAAUGUGAGCGAUGCAUCAACUUUCA
Nezara viridula (southern green stink bug) is the source of this 7823-nucleotide messenger RNA. Lineage: Eukaryota; Metazoa; Arthropoda; Insecta; Hemiptera; Pentatomidae. The record is from the annotation of a GenBank genome assembly.